Messenger RNA from Drosophila erecta, 1094 nucleotides. RefSeq lists its product as uncharacterized. NCBI's taxonomy places the organism in Eukaryota, Metazoa, Arthropoda, Insecta, Diptera, Drosophilidae. The record is from RefSeq and is a predicted model, not a curated record. The transcript has a single exon. The coding region runs from base 136 to 1008 and encodes 290 amino acids.
UUUAUUUCAUUUUUAAAUGUCAGGUCCCCACUGAAAGCCCUCAAAAUCCCAACAGACAUUCCGAUCCGGAAGCUAUUUUUCAAUAGACGACAAGCAGUGUGUUUUGGACUACCAAAAUUUAAUUCGUCCAGCCCGAUGCCGUACCACGACCGGGCCAAAGCCCGUUUGGAAAACGAGGUGGUUCUCCUGCGACGCGAGGUGGCCUCACUGCGCUCCAGGCAUAUCCAGCAUCGUAAGUAUCGACAGGAACAGGCGGUUCUACAGGCGCGCUUGGAGCAGGAGAUCCAGCUUCUACAGAGGGAACUAGCCGCAGCUCAAUUGCAUCGCAAUGAGCGGGAGUGCGGUGGAGCCGAACAGUGUUCCCGCUUAAACCAUCAGGUGGAGAAACUGGACGAGCACGUGGUUAAGCAGGAGAAGUACAUUGCCUUCCUGGAGGAGCAGAUCAAUCACACACGUAACAAGUACCAGCAACGGAUGACCGAUGUCCGGCAGAAUGCCGAACUGGUGGAAAAGGAGCUGAAGCGGGUGCGCCGCGAGAUUAAGGCCAUUACCGAGCAGGCUGGAGCAGUGGACAGCCUGCAGCAACAAGUGGGUUUCCUCAGCGCCAAGCUGGAUCGCCGGAACGCCAUCAUCUCCAAGUACGAAGCCCAGCAGGAUGAAAUCAUAACUAUCAUGGCCAGUCUCCAGAAGCAGAAAGAUAAAAUUAGGCGUGAUCAGAAGAUCCAUAUCUCCCAUGACGACAAAGCUGAUUCCAGUUCGCUGCCCUCUGAACAGCCACUUCUUCUAAAGCCGUGUCUACAGAAGACGAGUGAUCGAAAGAAACAGCGCAAGCAACUCAAGUUUCGCGAAGGUGUUAAGGAAGAUUCCAGCUCGACAGAUCCUGAUAAGCCACCAGAUUUUGAGGCGAGUCACAAGCCCUCAAAAAGCGCCUCCCUCAAGUUAGUCAGUCUAUCCUCUGCGCUGAGAAGUAAGUUAAGUAACCAGGAACAGCCAACUGUCGACCAAUGAUCUGAAGUCGUGCCCAUUUUCUGAUGGAUACUCAAAUUUAUGGUUUUUAGAUCAGCUUUUACCAAAAUUUCCUCUGUAACUGAAUA